CGCACGGAGCGGCGCCUGAGCCGCCCUGCUUCCUGGAGCAGUGCUCCUUUGACCCCAGUGGCAGUCCCUGUCACUGCACCGCUCGCGCUCCCUCCGGCUCGCCGCGCCCUCGCUCCCGCUCCUCGCCCCCUUCCCUCGCUCGCUCUCUCUCCCCAGAUCGAGGCUGCUCCGGGCCUCCCCCCAUUGCGCCCCGUCGCCCCCCAUUUCUCCCCUCUCGCCCCCCGCCCCUGCCCAGCCGCCAGACCUCCAGGGUCGAAGGUGCUGGCCCGCCCGCGCCCCUCGCCGCCCCUCUGCGCGCCUCCUGCCAGCUCGGGCCGCUUUGGAGAUGGAUCUCGGGUUCUCCGGGCGCUGAAGGCAUCCCCGAAAAACCGGAGCGCAGCCGGGGCAAGACACACACAGCGGUAUUGAUGAGUAGAUCGUUGAGUUCAGAGGCUGGCUGAAACGCACCAUGCCUGCUUCCAUUCUUUGCUCUGGAAAGUGGUGAAUGGCUCAUGCUUAGAUAAGGAAGGAAGGAUGGCACAUGGGAUCCCUUCUCAAGGCAAAGUGACCAUAACCGUGGAUGAGUACAGCUCAAACCCCACCCAGGCCUUCACGCACUACAACAUCAAUCAGAGCAGAUUCCAGCCGCCACAUGUACAUAUGGUCGACCCCAUCCCAUAUGACACUCCAAAACCAGCGGGCCACACGCGGUUUGUCUGCAUCUCAGACACACACUCCAGAACAGAUGGUAUCCAGAUGCCUUAUGGGGACAUCCUUCUCCACACAGGCGAUUUCACCGAGCUGGGACUGCCCUCAGAGGUUAAGAAGUUUAAUGACUGGUUAGGAAACCUGCCAUAUGAAUACAAAAUAGUGAUUGCUGGGAAUCAUGAACUGACAUUUGAUAAAGAAUUCAUGGCAGACCUUGUCAAACAGGACUACUACCGUUUCCCUUCUGUGUCCAAAUUGAAACCAGAGGACUUUGACAACGUUCAGUCUCUCCUGACAAAUAGUAUAUACUUGCAAGACUCGGAGGUUACAGUGAAAGGAUUCAGGAUAUAUGGUGCACCUUGGACACCGUGGUUUAAUGGAUGGGGCUUUAACCUACCCAGAGGUCAGUCUCUGCUGGACAAGUGGAACCUCAUCCCCGAGGGCAUUGACAUACUCAUGACACACGGACCUCCUCUAGGUUUUCGAGACUGGGUUCCAAAGGAGCUUCAGAGAGUGGGCUGUGUGGAGCUUUUAAACACAGUCCAGAGGCGUGUCCGACCUAAGCUCCAUGUCUUUGGUGGAAUUCACGAAGGUUACGGCAUCAUGACCGAUGGUUACACAACAUACAUCAAUGCCUCGACGUGUACAGUCAGUUUUCAACCCACCAACCAUCCAAUUAUAUUUGACCUUCCAAACCCACAGGGUUCCUGAAGCUCUAAUCGCCCAAUUGGAAUGUGAGGGGAGGUCUUUAAACUGCCAUUUUUCUAAUUAUAAACUUACAUCCUCUUGUU
Suncus etruscus (white-toothed pygmy shrew) is the source of this 1478-nucleotide messenger RNA. RefSeq names its product metallophosphoesterase domain containing 2 (gene MPPED2). Bases 514 to 1398 code for a protein of 294 amino acids. The transcript has 7 exons. Gene Ontology annotation, molecular function: hydrolase activity. The record is from RefSeq and is a predicted model, not a curated record. Lineage: Eukaryota; Metazoa; Chordata; Mammalia; Eulipotyphla; Soricidae.